CAGCGAUUUUCAAAUAUUUGACAACAGUUCGAAACUUCAGAACGUCGUGGAAAACGCAAUGGAUUGAUGGACAUCAUCCAGUCGGGGUCGAAAGGAGCGGCCUUCUGAACAUGUACUCAAAUUACCAAGAUCAAGAUGAUGUUCUAAACCAAUUAAUUUUUUUAUGUACCGACCUGGAAUACCGCUGGAAAACGGCCACAUGCGUGGUUUGCCUGCUUCUGAUUCUGUUUUGGUUACUCGGGAGAUGGCGUCUGGAGGUUGAAGAUGGCCUUGAUCCAGAUUCAGAGCUGCUGAAAUAUGUCUCCUCACAAAUAGACACCUUAAGCACAAACUGCCUGAACAGUGAGGAGUUACUGAAAGAGAUCAGAGCAAGUUGUGUGAAUUUCUCAGAUGGAGAGCAGGACAACAAACAUAAUGCCUACUCCAGUCAGUCUGAGGAUUCCGAUGUAUCUGAUCAGUUCUCUUAUAAUCCAAAACACCACGACACACUCAGUGCCCAGAGCUCAGAGAGAGAUCACAUGUUCUUAAAACACAGUCAUGACCCCACAAGUAGUGAAAGUGAAGAGUGGAACCUCAGGUCUGGUAUAUGUGCAUCAGACUAUUCCGUUUCUACCAUCUCAAUUACAAGCAAUUCUCCAUCAUCCAGCCCUUGUCCCACAGGAAGUCAUUUUAGCCUGUUCGAUGAGAUGUCUGCCCAAGGCUCACCUGCCAUCAUCAGUACGGUAGCAGCAUCUUCAAAAAGUGUCUUGGAUGGCAAUCGACAGAGGCAGUUGUGGAAACGUGCUAUAUUGCGUGUUCGUAUUGUGGUGAUGCUGCUUCGGGGGGGAUUAAAACUGAAAAAAGACACACCGUUUCAAGAAUGCAGGGCAGUGGAGAACAUUUGCUGCUCUGAAACCAAUUUGAUUUCAGAGGAUAGCCCUCACGAUAGCUCCAACGACAGUUUUGAUCAAAAACGGAAUAAGUUUGAGAAAUAUGUAAAAGUGAGAGAAUCUAUUAACAAGCAACCAAACCCCCUUAUGUUUAUUCAGUCUCAGUUUAUUCAGUCACCUGUUGGUCAGGCUGAAAAAGACCUGAAACAUGAAAGUGAAGAGAACAUAACGGCAGCCAAGACUGAUGGAGCACUUGCUGUUGCACAUCUUGGUAAGGAGGCGACAGAUGCCCUGAAACAGUCUUUGAAACACAAUAUGGGGAGAGUUCAAAUUGAAAAUGUGGUUCCACUGACAAGUCACAGCCAGGAUUCUUAUGACAAUGGAACACAUCAACCAAUUUUCUCUGAGCUGAUAGAGGCUCUUGAACCUCAAAUUGAUAAAAAACUGGUGCAACAUCGGUGGGCACCUCCUAAGCCAAUCACUUGGUCUCUAAAAUCAUUCAUGGAGCACCAGUCCACUAACUCUCACGGUUAUGGAACUAAAGAAAAUAUCACUGCCAGAAGACCACAUUUUUGCCUGAGAUUGGAAAUGGCUAAUCUAAAAGACAACAGCUCUCAAGAGGACUCUCAAAACCCCAAUAGUCCAGUAAAGGGAAGAGGAGCUCGCAAGGACAUGGUUUAUGGGAUGAUCACUCUGGGAGACAUUAGUGUGGAGAUGACAGACAAGAAGAUAUCAUUGAGUCAACAACAAAUAUCAUCUGCAGGGUUGGUGGAGGUACUCACACCAGCUCUCAAAAGCCCUGUGAAGAGUGCCAGUGAACCAGAUGUGACCAUACUCUCCUGCAGAAAAGCAAAAGCACAAGGGUUCAACAAGGUAGCUCUUGACCCGAUAGACCUGAACCUGAAACAGGAGCAUUGCGAGCAAAGCAUGAAAACACCCACAGUGCGUCACAAAUCCUUACAGAUGUUGAGGGCGAAUGUCCCUGGUCAGCCACCAUCCAAGAAAUGUUUAGAAGAAGCCAGGGCUCUGAUUCUCAGAAAAAGGAUGAGAAACAAGCUGGAGUUCAAUAUCAAACAGAAGGUGCUGUACCAGCUGUGGGGGCUUCCUUUGGUGGUACAGACAUCUUUGGAUACCACCAUGAGAACAUCACCUAUCAGGAAAGAUUCCAAAAUGCUUCUGAAGUCGAGUGAAGAAGAAAUGGAAAGGACACCUCGUAUGGAAAGGUCAUCACUCAAGAAGUGGAAGUUCCCAAAACGCAUUGUAAAGUCAAUUAAAACAUUUGAGAUGCCUAAGGCUAUGGGCCUCAAAAACCUCUCCCUUAGUAAUGAAAAUUAGACUUCAAACCAUGAAAGAUCUAAGAUGCCAUCUUCAAAUGACACUAACCAAGACCCAGCCAUUCAGAACAGUAGCUAGAGAACUGAUAUUUUUUAAGAGAUCAACAACAAGCCCGGGUCUUCCUCCAAAAUGAUUUAGACAGACUUAUUGUGAAUUUGUUUUCAUUAAUAAAUUCUGGUGCAGUUACAUUGGCUACAAAUGUUAAUUGAUUUUGGUUUCAUUUGGAAACAAUACCUACACAAUGCCAUGUCAAGGUUUACACUAAUAUAAUAACAACACAGGGUUUUACAAUAACCAUUUGCGAGUUUUGAACUCCUGGCUCCACCUGCCUGACAUUAAUUAUGCAAGGCACUGAAAGAGGUGUCCUGGUAUCAACUCAAGAUAAAAUACAUAGAACUUAAAACAAAUAUUUCACUUUAUAAAAUCAAGUAUUUGCUCUUGCUC
Clupea harengus (Atlantic herring) is the source of this 2648-nucleotide messenger RNA. RefSeq lists its product as uncharacterized. The record is from RefSeq and is a predicted model, not a curated record. NCBI's taxonomy places the organism in Eukaryota, Metazoa, Chordata, Actinopteri, Clupeiformes, Clupeidae.